Messenger RNA from Eutrema salsugineum, 5791 nucleotides. RefSeq lists its product as uncharacterized. NCBI's taxonomy places the organism in Eukaryota, Viridiplantae, Streptophyta, Magnoliopsida, Brassicales, Brassicaceae. The record is from RefSeq and is a predicted model, not a curated record. The coding region runs from base 1168 to 2094 and encodes 308 amino acids. The transcript is spliced from 2 exons.
UGGUGUUAUCGACAAUGAGGAGAACCUCUCCUCCGGCGACCGCUUCUUCUUUUCCCAUCAUCAACGGCGAUCCACCUUCUGCCUUUCCCAUCGACAACGGCGACCCGACCACUUCUUCUUUUCCCAUCGACAACGGCGACCCAAGCAUCUUCCAAACAAAUCGACAACGGCGACCCAAGCAUGCAAUUGUACAAUUCAUUUCCGGCGAGAUUCGCCCACAGCAAAUGGGAGAGUUUGAAGUCGAAAUCAAAACUACUUUCUCGAGAGAGUUUAGAAAAAAUCGAGACUUCCACAUCAGUCUCCACUCUCUGGGAGACAAAGUUGCCUUGUAGUUCAUGGAGAGUUGUGCUCGUGGUGAUUACGGUGAAUCCGUUUCUCCUCCUAAACAGGUACUAGACGGCCAUUUAUGUGUUUAUAAUUGGGAAUUGGAAGAAACUGACUUUAAUCUGCUUGAUAGUGGAUUUUUCGAUUUACGCUAGUCAAUCAAAAGGAUCACUUCUGAUAAAAACUUUGGUCUGUUCAUUAUUUGCUUGUAUUUUAAUGAUCUAUGCAAGUUAAAUGAGCUCAUUGAUAGCGUGGGUGAUAAUUCGAAACGGUGCGUUUUGGUGAGCUUGGCGAAAAAGUAAGCGAUUAGGAUUUCUUAGCUUCUUCGACAAGAUGCUGCCUCCGGCGGCCUCUCCGCCAGGGCACAACAAGGGUACGAUGCAUAAUGAAGAGCUGGCUACCGUUAACAUGAUUGCAGAGGCGAUGGAAGAUUCAGUUGUAAAGAAAACAGAGAAAAGUGGUUCAGUUGGAGAUCUGAGUUCGAGGACACAGAGUGUUACGAAGGGUGUGGAAGCUCCGGCUAAGGGUGGAGCGUGGGUUGCAGCGGUCCAAAACAGGCCGACGAUGCAAAAAUACGAUUUUACGGUGAUGGAAGUUAACGGAGUUGAUACCAUGAAAGUGCCAAUGGAUGUGUUUAGAGACUCUCCACCACUUUGGGAGGAUCUCUUGGUGGGCAAGUUUCUCGACACUGCUCCAUAUGUGGGAAAAGUUCAUGUGUUGGUUAACAAAAUCUGGCCACUAUCAGACAAAACAGUUCGAAUCGAUGUAUAUGUAGUGGACAAAACCACAAUGAAGUUCAGAAUAAGGGAUUCAACAGUGCGAAACAGAGUUCUAAAGUGACGUAUGUGGAACCUAUGUGAUGUUCCUGUGAUCAUUUCGAAAUGGAGUCCUUUUCCAGAAGAGAUGCAAUCUGAGAUGAAGUCUAUACCUUUGUGGGUGGUGGUUAAAAAAGCCCCUCGAUCGAUGCUUGCGUGGAAGGGUUUGUCUUUUCUGACAAGCCCAAUAGGAGAGCCAAAGCAUCUUCAUCCAGAUAUUGAGUUAUGCAGAAGUUUUGAAGAAGCGCGGGUUUUUGUCGAAGUGGAUGUCACGAAGCCCCUCCCUAAAUCUUUCUCUUUCGAGCUUGAUGAUGGGAAGUGCGUUCAGAUAUCCUAUGAAUACCCAUGGCUGCCAGCAAAAUGUACGAACUAUGAAAAAUGGGGACACAAACAGCAUGAAUGUGUUCUACAGAAGGUACAAAGACAGAGUAAUCCAGAAACUCCAAAAGCAGAUGAGACUGAGCGUGUGAACAAAGAAACCGUAGCUGCAGAAAACAAAGGAUCAUCAUUGCCUGUUACUGAAAAAGUGAUAGAAGAUGGUGAAUGGACAACACCAACUAAGACAGUUCGUUCAGCAAGUAAGGUCACAAAAGACUCAAUGUAUGGUGAGGUCAGUAUUCUCGUAAACUCACGUUUCUUGGCUCUGCAGAAUAGAGACGAAGUGGAUAAGGGAUCUGAAAGUGAACAUAUCAACGAAGAGGAAGGAAAGACUGACACUGAACAGCAAACUGAGAACCAAACCCUGCCAGAGGAUUUAAACAAAGAGAAUGAUGUGGAGCAAGCUACCGCACUAUCUCUGAAUACAAACACGUCUGCAUCUGAUGGAGGCCUGGAAACUAACACCAGACAAUCCCGAAGACUAGCUCAGAAAAAAACAUCAACAAACCAAACCAAGAAAGCCUCGGAUCCCAUCCAGGGAAAUCAAAAGUCUGGUCCCCCUCGCCAAAACCUUUAAUGUCUGGAUUUUUCUGGAAUAUUAGAGGAUUCAACAAAAAAAGUAAACACCAAGUUGUAAAGGAAUGGGUUGAUCGUAGCGGUUUUGACUUUGGCUGCCUUCUAGAAACAAAAGUAAAGGAAAGACAUGCAAGUCGAGUAGUGUCAGAAGUGUUUUGGGACUGGUCUUGGAUGGGUAAUUAUGAGCACCAUAGGCUCGGAAGGCUGUGGCUGAUUUGGAAACGUAAUGUGCGAAUCACUCCUAUUUAUAAGUCUGCACAGCUGAUCUCGUGUUCAGUGAUGAGAGAGGUAAGUGAUGAUAUACAGCUAGUCACGUUUUUUUUAUGCUAUGAACACAGUGGAGGAAAGAAAGCAGUUGUGGGAAGAUAUGAAAAGCCACCAUGACUCUGGUUUUUUCAGGGAUAAGCCAUGGAUCAUCUGCGGAGAUUUCAAUGAAAUAUUGGAGGGGGAGGAACACUCCAUGUUCGAGGAUUCUCCCAUGGUGUCGAUGGGGAUGAGAGACUUUCAGGAAGUAGUUGGAUACUGUGAGCUUCUUGAUAUGAGUUAUCAUGGUCCAAGAUAUACAUAUGGACAAACAAGAGAACAACAGGCUUAAUAAGCAAGAAAUUGGAUAGAGUACUGGUAAAUGGAGACUGGAUUACCAACUAUCCUCAAUCCUAUUGCGUCUUCGAAGCCGGAGGAUGCUCGGAUCAUCUUCGAUGCCGCAUACAGCUGAAAGAAGUAGAACCGAGGAAAAAACGUCCAUUCAAGUUCUCAAAUGUUCUUGUUCAAUACCCGAGAUUCAUGGAUCAGGUCCAGUCAAUAUGGGAUCAAACUCAACCCCUUUUCCAUUCUACUUCAGCCAUUUUCAGACUCUCAAAGAAGCUUAAGGCCUUAAAAGCUCCCAUUAGAAAGAUGGGAAAAGAGAUGCUCAGUGACAUUACUCUAAGGACAAAGGAAGCCUACAGCAGACUUUAUGAGCUGCAGACAAUUACGAUGCAGGUCCCAACUGAUCAGGCAAUGGAAGAGGAGAGAACGGCAUACACGAAAUGGAGCCAUCUUGCGGACAUAGAGGAAAAGUAUCUGAGACAAAAGGCGAAGUUGACUUGGUUAAAAGCUGGGGAUCAGAACACUAAAGUGUUCUUCAAUGCAGUCAAGACCCGCAAUCUGAGAAACAAAAUAAGUGAAAUAAAAUGCUCAGAUGGAUCAGUUAUAACGAGCAUGAGGAGAUCAAAGCUGAAGCGAUCAGGUAUUUCAAUGAGUUUCUCAACCACAAUCCCGAGGAUUUCACUAGCUGGACAAUUACUGAGCUGCAGGACAUCAUCAGCUUUAGAUGUAUUGAGGCAGACAAAGAACUCUUAACGCAUGAGGUUACGGAGGAGGAGAUCAGGCGUGUUCUAUUUUCCAUGCCAAAAGAAAAGACACCAGGUCCUGAUGGUUAUACCAUUGAAUUCUUCAAAGAAACUUGGGCAAUCAUUGGAAAGGAUUUGAUCACUGCGAUUCAGUCUUUUUUUCAAAUGGGAUUCUUGCCUAAGGGAGUUAACUCAACUAUUCUAGCUCUGAUUCCAAAAAAGAAAGAGGCUCUCUCCAUGAAAGACUAUAGGCCAAUCAGUUGCUGCAAUGUGCUCUACAAACUCAUCUCAAAGAUCUUGACUAAUAGACUAAAAAUCAUACUUCCCAAGUUCAUAUCUCCAAACCAAUCAGCUUUUGUUAAAAAUAGACUACUGAUGGAAAAUGUGCUUCUUGCUACUGAGUUAGUAAAAGAUUAUCACAAAAAAGACAUCACAGCCAGAUGUGCCAUGAAAAUAGACAUAGAAAAAGCAUUUGAUUCUGUCAAUGGGAGUUUCUACUUAAUACUUUGAGAGCUAUGGACUUCCCUGAGGAGUAUAUACACUGGAUUCGGCUUUGCAUCUCUUCUGCUUCUUUCUCAGUACAAGUCAAUGGAGAAUUGGCAGGGUACUUUGGUAGCUCAAGGGGUUUACGACAAGGAUGUGCACUCUCCCCUUAUCUGUUUGUGAUUUGCAUGAAUGUCUUAUCCAAAAGACUUGACGAAGCUGCUGCAACUAACAGAAUUGGCUAUCAUCCUGCAUGUAAAGACUUGUCUCUGACACAUCUUUGUUUCGCGGAUGAUUUAAUGGUCUUUGUAGAAGGAGAUAAGCGAUCGAUUGAGGGUACUGUUGAGGUGCUCGAGGAAUUUGCAGUGCAUUCAGGUCUUCAUGUGAGUAUUGAGAAAUCCACGCUAUAUAUGGCAGGUGUGCUGGAUGAUGCUCGCGAGGAUAUUCUGAGAGAAUUCCCCUUCUCUCAUGGAGCUUUACCUGUUCGCUACCUUGGUCUUCCCCUACUUACUCGGAGGAUGACAAAGGCAGAUUACUUGCCACUUAUCAAAAACAUCCGAAACAACAUCAAAUCAUGGAUGUUUCGACCCUUGUCCUUUGGAGGUCGGUUACAGCUUCUGAACUCUGUUAUCUUCAGCUUAACCAAUUUCUGGAUGGCAGAUUUUCGCCUGCCAAAAACCUGCAUCACAGAGAUUGAUAAGCUUUGUGCAUCCUUCCUCUGGUCAGGCACGAAGAAAUCAAAAGUUUCAUGGAAAAUGGUCUGUAGUCCCAAAGCAGAAGGAGGUCUGGGCAUAAAAGAUUUGAACUCAGUAAACAAAGUCUGUGUAAUGAAGCUGAUAUGAAGGAUUCUAUCUGCUCAAGACUCGCUGUGGGUAAACUGGGUGCAAAAAUAUUUGAUUCGGAAUGGUUCACUGUGGAGAGUAAGCAACACGACCACUCUGGGAUCCUAGAUAUGGAAGAAGGUUUUAAAAUAUAGAAAUUCUGCAAAAGACCUCUACAGGGUUGAAAUUCAUAAUGGCAAUGGAACCUCCUUUUGGUUUGAUCGGUGGAGCAGUCAAGGCUGUCUUUAUGAUGUUUUUGGUGAAAGAGGAAGUAUUGACUUAGGAAUCCCAAUCCACGCCACCCUUGGCGCAGUCAUGGACAGGAACCGCUGUAGAAGGCAUCGAAAUCCUCUACUGAGACAGGUGGAGGAGGACAUCAAAACAGAGCAAUGUAAGCGCAUUCUUGGGAAGGAAGAUAUUCCUCUUUGGAGGGGCAGAGGAGACAUUUACAGGCAAAAGUUUAGCUCAAAAGAGACUUGGGAAAACAUGAGAAAUCCAAAUGCUAAAUGGGAUCCAUGGCAUAGCAUUUGGUUCUCCUCUGCAACUCCCAAAUUCUCUUUUGUUACUUGGCUGGCGGCAAAAAACAGAUUAUCCACAGGUGACAGAAUGAUCAAGUGGAACAGCAAUGUUAAUCCCAAAUGUGUAUUAUGCGGUGACUUCAUAGAAACCCGGGACCAUUUGUUCUUCGAGUGUACUUAUACACAGACUCUCUGGAAAGCUCUUGCGGCGACAAUCAUGGGAUCAGACUUUACAAUCACAUGGGCCAGUCUCGUCGAGGGAAUGUCCCGUCCUCUUGGUAAAUCGGUCACCUCGUUUAUCACCCGUUAUGUAUUCCAAGCAGCCAUAUAUUCUAUAUGGUGUGAACGAAAUGGUCGAAGACACGGUGAACAACACAACUCUGGCGAAGCUUUAUUCAGGAAGAUUGAUCGCAUUGUGCGUAACAGGUUGAGCACAAUCCAAAACAAGUAUGGCGAUGGACUGCAGGUUUGGUUUGGUGUAAGAGGAGAUCCACAACUCUUCUCUCAAACACAAACUGAUCAAGCUGUUUAAAUUAUAAUUUCAA